GUUGCGGAGGAAGUGGCGGUUGUUGGCGCGCGUUCGUUGGGAGUUCUACUGAAGUAAGCAAAGGUGCUUCGCUGGGCCCGCGAGCCCCGCCGCGCCCUUCAACCUUCAGUUAUGGCUCAUGAAACAAUGGAAUAUAGUAUCCAAGCACAGUUAGAUAAUCCUGCUUCAGAAGCUGUUCCUGAGGUCAGCAGCAGCCAAGGAGGACCGCUUCUGCUGCAGCCUGCUCCUGUUGAAGCUGUCAGCAGCCAAGGAGGACCGCUCCUGCUCCAGCCUGCUCCUGUUGAAGCUGUCAGCAGCCAAGGAGGACCGCUCCUGCUGCAGCCUGCUCCUGUUGAAGCUGUCAGCAGCCAAGGAGGACCGCUCCUGCUGCAGCCUGCUCCUGUUGAAGCUGUCAGCCAAGGAGGACCGCUCCUGCUCCAGCCUGCUCCUGUUGAAGCUGUCAGCCAAGGAGGACCGCUCCUGCUGCAGCCUGCUCCUGUUGAAGCUGUCAGCAGCCAAGGAGGACCGCUUGUGCUCCCGCCUAUUCCUGUCGAAGUCGUGAGCAGACAAGAGCAACCACCCUUUCUUCAGCCUAUUGCUGUUGACGUUGUCAGCAGCCAAGGGACGCCAUCCUUGUUCCAGCCCAUUCCUGCUGAAGUGGUCAGCAGCCACUUGGUAGCGCCUCUGUUCCAGCCUGCUCCACAGGUGGCCACCAGUCUGACAGAGGAAGUGGAGCUUGCGAGAGAAGCGAGUGUGGAUAUGAAUCCAGGAGCUUCAGAGGAGCGUAGGCAGAUACCUGGUGCUGCUCGCACACCCCGAGGGGCUUCAUUAGAGUCAGUGAAUAGCUUCAUUAAUGGUCUGCAGAGACUUCAUGGUAUGCUAGAAUUCCUGAGACCUUCAUCUUCAGACCACAAUGUGGGGCCACUGAGAGUGAGGAGAAGGGGGUCUGCCUCACGCAGAGCAAGAGCUGGAGGGUCGCAGAGGACUGAUAAUACCAGGUUGAGAGCACCACUGGAUACCUAUUUUCAGGUGAGCAGGACCCAGCCUCACUUGUCAGCCGUCUCUGAUAAUUCAGAGACUAGGAAUCCUGUGUCCGAAGAUUUGCAUCUUUCAAGUGGUUCUGAUUCUGACAGUGACAGCUCUGCAGAGAAUGAAGAGGUGGUUGCCCAGGUAGAGGAACCUGGAGCUGUCAUUUUAGGAGAGCAAGUAGGAGGUGUCUCAGCAGAACAAGAAGUUACAUGCGCUAGUGAAGGCAAGACCAUCUCCAAACAGUCUCCCAAUGGAUCCAACCCUCUUGUACCUUCUACUUCUGCUGAUGAUGAAGAAGGAGACACUUGCACAAUAUGUUUGGAACAGUGGACAAACGCUGGAGAACACCGGCUGACAGCAUUACGCUGUGGGCACCUCUUUGGUUAUAAGUGCAUUUCUAAGUGGCUCAAAGGACAAGCACGAAAAUGUCCCCAGUGCAAUAAGAAAGCCAAGCACAGUGACAUCGUUGUCCUUUAUGCCCGAAACCUGAGAGCUUUGGACACUAGUGAACAGGAGCAUUUAAGAAGUUCCCUACUGAAGGAGCAAAUGCUUAGGAAGCAAGCCGAGUUAGAAUCAGCCCAGUGCCGGCUCCAACUCCAGGUCCUCACUGAUGAAUGCACUAAACUGCACAGUCGUGUUCAGGAUUUGCAAAGCCUUAUUAUGCAGCAUAAGGAACAAGCUUUACAGCGACUCAGGGGCUCCCCAGCACAGUUCCUGGGCUGCCAGUCUUCCAGCCAGGGCCAGCGCAAGUACCACUUCCAGAAGACCUUCCCAGUGUCUCAGACAGGAAACUGCCGGAUCAUGGAAUACUGUGAAACUCUUAGCUGCCUGGUGGUGUCACAGCCUUCUCCUCAAGCCUCCUUCCUUCCAGGCUUUGGUGUUAGGAUGCUGAGUACAGCCAACAUGAAAAGUAGUCAGUACAUUCCAAUGCAUGGCAAACAGAUACGUGGAUUGGCUUUCAACCCCCGAUCCAAAGGCUUGCUGCUCUCUGCUUCCCUGGACAACACUGUUAAAUUGACCAGCCUGGAGACAAAUACUGUGGUGCAGACUUACAAUACUGGUCGGCCUGUCUGGAGCUGUUGCUGGUGUCUUGAUGAAAACUAUUAUCUCUAUGCUGGGCUGGUCAACGGUUCAAUUCUGGUGUACGACAUGCGAAUUACAAACUCUCACGUCCAGGAGCUGGUGCCUCAGAAAGCCAGAUGCCCGCUGGUAUCCCUGUCAUAUAUACCUAAAGCUGCUUCGGCUGCCUUUCCAUAUGGUGGAGUACUGGCUGGGACCUUGGAGAAUGCUUCCUUCUGGGUGCUGAGACCAGGCUUUUCCCAUUGGCCUCACGUGCUGCCCUUGGAGCAAGGGGGCUGUAUAGACUUCCAGACAGAGAGCAGCACCCGGCACUGUCUUGUGACCUACAGGCCUGAUAAAAACCACAGUACCAUGCGGAGUGUGCUGAUGCAGAUGUCCUAUAGGCUGGAUGAUGCUGGAGAACCAGUCUGCUCCUGCAAUCCUGUACAAACAUUCCAUGGUGGACCCACUUGCAAACUGUUGACCAAAAAUGCCAUUUUCCAAAGUCCAGAGCAUGAUGGUAGCAUCUUGGUGUGUACUGGGGAUGAAGCAUCAAAUUCUGCUUUGCUGUGGGAUGCCAGCAAUGGCUCAAAGUUACAGGACCUGCAGACUGAUCACCCUGUCUUGGACAUCUGCCCUUUUGAGGUGAACCAUAAUAGCUACCUGGCCACCUUAACAGAGAAGAUGGUCCACCUCUAUAGGUGGGAGUGACCAUGGUUUUGAACUUUCAGAUCUGCUGAUGGUUCAUGUUAAAUGCUUUUUGCUAGCACCUAGCAGCCUUGAGUAAUAUUCCUGUUUAUUACUUUUAUUACUUGUGGACAACUUUUGGGAUCAUGGUUCUUUGGAUUAAUAUGAUUCUGGGGCUCCAGGUCUCUUAGACACUACAGAUUGUGUAUCUGCUAUAUCCCUCAAAAGAAUAAGUACUGGUGGUCCAUCUUCAUUAUCUAUUUCUUGAGUUACGAGCCUUCUUGAGUCUUUUUUGGGAAUCUGUCUUUAUUUCCUGUCUUUCUGUUGGACCUGAGAAUAUCCUCUCAGCAGUCUUCUAAGAUAGGAGUGUUCACCAAGCAUUUGCCAGGGGAUAUGACACCCCACUUGAAUGGUCUUUUCACUGGGUUAAUUGCUUUGAGAGUCCUGCAUUGUUUGCUGCUUGGAUGCAGCAUGGAUGUAGAAGAGUCCUUCUCCAGUUAAACACAAGAGGGCACUGUGGAACCUUGUGUGAUUUAAUUUAUUUCUCAGCCUAAUGGCUGACCUUUUAGUACCUUGGUGUCAUCUCCACAGAAAUGGGUGGUAGAACACAUCUGGCAUGCUUUGUGGCAACAGUAGUUACGUUUGAGGCACAUGGUGCUGGAAUGUCAGCAAGCCCAGUGAUGAAGGCAACUGAUGAGUGUGAGAAUCUUUGCUGAUGCUGAGUGCAUUAAACUCAUUGUAUAUUUUGAGAUCUAAAGACAAAAGACCAGUUGUUUGAGCAAUAGGGAAGGCUUGUAUAUUUAGCUAUUUUAGGAUCUCAGGGUUCGUUUUAUCCAAUUCAAAGCUUUAAAGACUACUGCUUUCCUCUCUCACUAGGAAAAAAAUGAAUGAUAUGUCAAAGCUCUUAUUUUAGUCUCACCUAAGAUCGAGAGCAAAGGACUAAGAGCAUACAGGAGAGAAGCUACAUUCAAACCAUUUUUGAGGAUAGAAAGGCUUGUUUUUUACCAUUUUGAGAGUUUCUAUCUCAAUAAAGCCAAUCCCUCAGAGUAAGGGACUGUUCUUGAGCCUGUUUUUAGUUCCCAGGUAAAAUCUUUCCUCUCUGAAAUUGAUGUUUGACUCUUAAGUUCCUCUGAUUUUCCUCCAUAAUGUUUUGUAAAAGUGUAGGUAAUAACAGGUUAUUCUCAGGAAGAGAGUGGUGGCUGGAGACCUCCAUGGUGGCAGGGAGGUGCUCACCAGCUUUCGUUCCACUCCUGCGCUGGCCAGCACUGAGCACUGCUCUCCACUGCAGGCUCAGUUUCUAUUUGCCUCAGGCUCCUCUGCUGAACCACCGUCUUCAAGGGGUGGCAGGUCACUGCCCUGUUCUUUGAUGCAGGAUGUUUUCUUACAUGAUUGUCAAAGAGAUGCUACUUUUAUUAUAAAACAAUUCUGAGCUAUGGAAGGUUGCCAGGAUUUUUCUCAUUGUUGUGGAUUUCCCCAGAGUUCCAAUUUCUAGUUGCUAACCUUUUUAAUGGCCUCCUUCUAUUUGAGGACAUCUUUGAAAAAGCAACCUUCUGGAGUCUGGGCAAAGCUCUCCUUUCUCGGAGAUGUUCCUUAUGAUAUGUUGAUUAAGAGUGGCUCCCUGGGCCCGACACCUCAGUAGAAAGUCAUCUGAUUUCAGCAGACUGCCAGAGAGGAUGCGAGUGGUCAGCCUCUGACUGCCUUUCUCUUUGGGAUAGGUAAGGAUUUGACUUGCCUUGAAGUCUACUCAACUGAUACUCAUUGGUUUCCCCUAAGAGUAGGAACUAAGGGAUUUGUUACUAGGGAGGUUGGGUGAAUUUCAAGGCUUGCCUGACCUUGCAUUCCUACAAUAUGCUUGGAUGUUUUGGAAGCAAAUUGACAUGACUAUGACUGAGUUUUCCCAUGGGAAACGGGGGACCACCCUACUUGCAGGAAGCUGUACCUGACUAGCUCUAGUCCACUGAGCACUACCAGGGUCUCUGUCCACCAUGUUCCCUUACCUUUGUCUACCUCUGGUGGUUUUCCCAUUAGAGGGUUUGGAGUUAAGCUGAUGUAAAAUGUCUUUUGUAUGUCUUGUGCCUGCUUUGAAAAUGGGGCAAGGGAAUGUUGUUCAUAUUCUGUUUUAAUGUUUGUAUUUUCUGCUUUAGUGUUAAUAAGAAAAUAAAGAGUUUGC
Lepus europaeus (European hare) is the source of this 4924-nucleotide messenger RNA. RefSeq names its product ring finger and WD repeat domain 3 (gene RFWD3). Gene Ontology annotation, molecular function: protein binding; ubiquitin protein ligase activity. Gene Ontology annotation, biological process: double-strand break repair via homologous recombination; interstrand cross-link repair; protein ubiquitination. Gene Ontology annotation, cellular component: nucleus; site of double-strand break. Lineage: Eukaryota; Metazoa; Chordata; Mammalia; Lagomorpha; Leporidae. The transcript is spliced from 13 exons. The record is from RefSeq and is a predicted model, not a curated record. Bases 112 to 2778 code for a protein of 888 amino acids.